ACUGGUAAUUCAAAAGCCAUGUGGACGGACUGCUUCAGAGGACCUGGCUGAAUUUAUGUGCUCCUCCAGCACCCUAAGAUCUGUGACGAUCGAGAUGCCUGUAAAAAAAGCGGAUGCACGUAUGCAUGAUGUGUUCUAUUCGGUGCUUGCUCAUAAUGCCACGAAUACAAAGAUUGAGACACUUUGGCACAAUGAGGAUCUCAGUGAACACCCCUCUGCAUCACGUGAUUUUGCUCAGUUCAUCUGUAAGAUGAAUCAUCUGAAGGACCUGACACUCCAUGGUAGCUAUCAUGAUUACUUCUACUCAACAUUGUCGUCGAUGGCAUCAACUACAAAGAUUGAGACUCUUGAUGGCUGUUGUAAGAAUCUCAUUGAACGCCCCUCUGCAUCACGUGAUCUCGCUCAGUUCAUCUGUAAGAUGAAUCAUCUGAAGAACCUGACAUUUGAUGGUAGCUAUCAUGAUGACUUCUACUCAACAUUGUCGUCGAUGGCAUCAACUACAAAGAUUGAGACUCUUGAUGACUGUUGUAAGAAUCUCAUUGAACGCCCCUCUGCAUCACGUGAUCUCGCUCAGUUCAUCUGUAAGAUGAAUCAUCUGAAGGACCUCAGACUCCAUGGUUGGUAUCAUGAUGACUUCUACUCAACAUUGUCGUCGAUGGCAUCAACUACAAAGAUUGAGACUCUUGAUGACUGUUGUAAGAAUCUCAUUAAACGCCCCUCUGCAUCACGUGAUUUCGCUCAGUUCAUCUGUAAGAUGAAUCAUCUGAAGGACCUCAGACUCCAUGGUUGGUAUCAUGAUGACUUCUACUCAACAGCAUCAUCGUUGAUAGCAUCAACUACAAAGAUUGAGACUCUUCGGCACGAUGAUGAUCUCAGUAAACGCCCCUCUGCAUCACGUGAUCUCGCUCAGUUCAUCUGUAAGAUGAAUCAUCUGAAGAACCUGAAAAUCGAUGGUAGCUAUCAUGAUGACUUCUACUCAACAUUGUCGUCAAUGGCAUCAACUGCAAAGAUUGAGACUCUUGAUGUCCGGUGUAAGAAUCUCGUUGAACGCCCCUCUGCAUCACGUGAUCUCUCUCAGUUCAUCUGUAAGAUGAAUCAUCUGAAGAACCUGACACUCCAUGGUAGCUAUCAUGAUGACUUCUACUCAACAUUGUCGUCGAUGGCAUCAACUACAAAGAUUGAGACUCUUGAUGUCCGGUGUACGAAUCUCAUUGAACGCCCCUCUGCAUCACGUGAUCUCGCUCAGUUCAUCUGUAAGAUGAAUCAUCUGAAGAACCUGACACUCCAUGGUAGCUAUCAUGAUGACUUCUACUCAACAUUGUCGUCGAUGGCAUCAACUGCAAAGAUUGAGACUCUUCAUGACUGGUUUGAGAAUCUCAGUGAACGCCCCUCUGCAUCACGUGAUCUCGCUCAGUUCAUCUGUAAGAUGAAUCAUCUGAAGAACCUGACACUCCAUGGUAGCUAUCAUGAUGACUUCUACUCAACAUUGUCGUCGAUGGCAUCAACUGCAAAGAUUGAGACUCUUCAUGACUGGUUUGAGAAUCUCAGUGAACGCCCCUCUGCAUCACGUGAUCUCGCUCAGUUCAUCUGUAAGAUGAAUCAUCUGAAGAACUUGACACUUGGUGGUCGCUAUCAUGAUGACUUCUACUCAACAUCAUUGUCGAUGGCAUCAACUACAAAGAUUGAGACUCUUAUUGACCGGUGUAAGGAUCUCAGUGAACGCCCCUCUGCAUCACGUGAUCUCGCUCAGUUCAUCUGUAAGAUGAAUCAUCUGAAGAACCUGAAAAUCGAUGGUAGCUAUCAUGAUGACUUCUACUCAACAUUGUCGUCAAUGGCAUCAACUGCAAAGAUUGUGAUUCUUGAUGACUGGUGUAAGGAUUUCAUUGAACGCCCGUCUGCAUCACGUGAUCUCGCUCAGUUCAUCUGUAAGAUGAAUCAUCUGAAGAACCUGACACUCCAUGAAAGCUAUCAUGAUGACUUCUACUCAACAUUGUCGUCAAUGGCAUCAACUGCAAAGAUUGAGACUCUUGAUGACUGGUAUACGAAUCUCAUUGAACGCCCCUCUGCAUCACGUGAUCUCGCUCAGUUCAUCUGUAAGAUGAAUCAUCUGAAGAACCUGACAUUUGAUGGUAGCUAUCAUGAUGACUUCUACUCAACAUUGUCGUCGAUGGCAUCAACUACAAAGAUUGAGACUCUUAAAGACUGGUGUAAGAAUCUCAGUGAACGCCCAUUUGCAUCAUAUGAUUUCGCUCAGUUCAUCUGUAAGAUGAAACAUCUGAAGAACCUGACACUCGGUGGUAGCUAUCAUGAUUACUUCUACUCUACAUCAUCAUCGAUGGCAUCAACUGCGAAGGAUGACUGCAACACGAGCUCAACUGUGACUGAUCUGACCAUCACUGAUAUGACACUAGAAGGAUGGCAGGGUCGUGGUUCGAUGUUUGACAAUGUGAAGAGGAUCAUCAUACAGGUAUUGGACAAGAUGAGAUGUGACGUCACCCACAGGAUCCAUCUACCAGCAGUGACAGAGCUCACCGUUCAAACACAUGAGCGUGGGUAUCACCCGGCUUCUCUCCACGAUGAUCACUGCUCACUACCCAAUGCUCUCCACAAGGUCUCAUCUCAGCUUGUCAAGGUCACAUUCACAGAUCUCAACAUAGGUAACGACACGACCGAACGAACGAUUCAAGCUUUCAGAUCAUCGGACGAUCUCAAACAUCUGAGGACCCUAAGAUUCAUAAGAUGUGGGACUGAUGAGAGCUUCGAUUCUUCUUGUAUUGACUCCAAUGGUGAACAUAAGGUAAAGGUGGAGAUAGAACAUGGCCAACCAGUUGGCGAAAUGUGGGGAUAGCAGCGUCCAAGAUCUGCCAUUGAAGAUGAUGUAGGCCAUCCGACGAGAUAUAUGAGCUGAGAUUUAUGGCAACAAUUACUGUUUCAAUUUAGCAAUUCAAAAGUUUUACAGUGCUGUUACUGAUAUAGCUGCUCUCGUACUCACUCGUCCAAUGGUCAAGAGACCGACCUGGCCAUUACCCUAAUACUGGGAAGCUUUCGAAAACACAAUGCAGCUAAAGAGGGUGGUAUAUGGCCUCAAUAGAACUGAAAGGUAAUAGAUAAUAGAACUGAUAUUUAGAACAAAAAUAAAAUAGAUCUGCACCAGGUAUCACAUGCGUGAAACAUUUCCCAUAGACUCGUGUGUUAAAAUGGCACUGUUAAACAAUAAAGAAUAACGUUGGAAUUCGAGGCUUGAAUAUUGUUUACUACCAGUGGAUAGGAUAUAUACACAACAAAAAAAAGUAAGUCCCCCCCUAAAUCAAAUUGCUGUAACUUUUGAACGGAUUUUGAGAUAUAAUUUUGAGAUAUGAUAUUUCGUAGGUGGUUUUCUACUCUCAUUAGGCAACUCCUGGGGGAAAAUGAGAUUUAUCGAAUGAGUCAUGCAUGAGUAAUUCGAGAUUGAAUUAAAAAUGACCAUUUUUUUAAGUCACAAGAGUCGUUUUUCAGAUUGUGCAAAUACAAAGUUGGGCAAAAGUUGUUUUAGGUGAAAUUGAUGGUGUUAUGCUGUUUUACUAUCCAUCAUUUAGCCACUCCACACACAAUUUUGAUAUCGUAUGUUCAUGGUUGAGUGAGCACAAUAUCGCAGGGGCCGCGGAAGCCGGGGGGGCAGCCCCCCCCCCCUACUCUUUCCAAAAGCAUGUACAAAAUGUAAUAAUGACCAUACGAUUGUGAUUUUUUGCAUGGUCAACCCCCCCCCCCCCCCCUCUUUGAAAACCGUUCCGCUGCCCCUGUAUUGAGACGUAUCAUCAUAGGGGCUUAUGGUAGUAUCCUCUACAACUUGUUAGAUCAUGUUAAAAUUUGAAAAUGUUGGUGGCUCCCCCGAAUAUAGGCCCCCCACCAUUUUAAAAUUAUGGAUCCACCACUGAUUUGUCCAUAAAUUAAACUGAUCAUGAGAAAUUGUUAGGAAAAUAAUACACUUAUGCAGUAUAAAGUCUGUGACAUUGAAAAUACCCAUUUUCCCACUCUGAUGCGUGCUCACUCAUCCAUAAAGAAACAAAUCGAUUUCAUAUUUGCACAGAAUUCUGCCCAUUAGUUGAUAAACAUUACUGCCAAAUGACAUUGCUAAAGACAGCCUUGAAAAAAAAGUUCCACCAUAUUGAAUAAGGGGUUACUUAUUCUUAAACAUUUGCACCCAUAAUGUACACAAGUCUAUGAGAGAGGAAGUCAAAAUUUUAACAAAAUAUGAAAUGAGGGUUUGUUUCAUGGACGGUUUUUGUUACUUGUGCCAACAGUUAUUUCUUGAAACUUCGCACAUGGCUUCUGAGUAACACUAUCCAAAAGGCGCGCACACCAAAAUAACCAUUCGAUACGGCACAGAGUGGGGCCAAGGCCUUGAACUUUCUUCUCAUUUGCAUAAUUUUCGAAUAUUGUGUGCUCACUGAUGCAUUAAACAUCGGGAUUUUAAUAAAAAUCAAAUCAAAUGAACUAUACAAGGAUUGUGACCACUGGCGUAAAUCCCGGGGGGGAUGGGGGGAUAUAUCCCCCCCACUUUUCGAGGAGGGGGGAUGGCCUGUACAAACAUCCCCCCCCCCCCCACUUUUUACGAAAGAAAUGAAAAAAAAAAUCACAAGAGAUAAUUGUUUUAUUGGUGAAAAUUCUUCCAAAAAUACUGCUUAACAAAUAAAAUAAUAUUAUUGAAUCAUAAAAUGCAAAUAAAGAGCCAGUUCACCAUUUCCAAACGAAAUACUUCAAAUUCAUCAAUGUUCGGGUCUUUGAGAAGGGAUUAAGAUGGAAUGUCAAAAAAAAAUUAAUGUAAUCUCUAAUAAACCAUUAAACCAUCAUGGGGUAAAAAAGAUAAUAAUAUUGGAGGGGUAUUUGCCAUAUGGACAUACAGUGGCGUAACUACGGGGGACAUGGGGGGCACAUCCCCCCCAUCGGCUGACC
Lytechinus pictus (painted urchin) is the source of this 4932-nucleotide messenger RNA. RefSeq lists its product as uncharacterized. The record is from RefSeq and is a predicted model, not a curated record. Bases 56 to 2848 code for a protein of 930 amino acids. Lineage: Eukaryota; Metazoa; Echinodermata; Echinoidea; Temnopleuroida; Toxopneustidae. The transcript is spliced from 17 exons.